AUGCCUUCAUCACGAUUCAUGUUACCACUGCUCUCUAUCUCCCUCAUCCUUCUGCUCAUCGCGCAUCAACUCGACUUUUCUUCCUCUUCCUCCCUCUUUCCUCGGCCACCCAAAGUCUUCGUCCUCGGACUCUCCAAGACUGGCACAACAUCCAUCGGCGACGCCCUCGAGAUUCUGGGAUACCGCCGUCUAGGCUGGGCCGACACACGGAGCCGUAUCAUGGUGCAUACCUGGAUGAACGGCGACAAAGCAACAAAUCUCGAAUUGAGUCAACUCUGGGAUGCUUUCGAGGACUUGCCCUGGCCGGUCAUGUAUCGCGAGAUGGCGGAAAAGUAUCCGGACGCGAAGUUCUUGCUUAGUCGACGAAAGGACGAGGAGACGUGGCUGCGGAGCAUGGCCGUACAUGUCGGCAGGGGGAAGUGGAAGCCGUAUGCGUACUUCUACGGCGCGGACACGUUUGAGGGCAAUGAGGACAUUAUGAGACAGGCGUAUCGCGGUCAUAUGCGAGACGUGAGGGCGUUCUUCAACGACAAGCCGGGCCGGCUAUGGGAGAUGAGCAUUGACGACGAUGGCGACGUAAAUUGGGACGUGCUGUGUCAGAUCGCGCAAUGUCCUGGAGGAAAGCCGCCCAAGGUGCAGUUUCCUCGGAGCAAUACGCAGGCAACAUGGGAACGAGGCUGGCUGGAUGAGUCCCGGCGAUGGGUCGAGGGAUGGAUUGUGACGAGGAUAGAAGAGCUGAUCACCCAUCACUGCUAUCACGGGGAGUGGCAGGUCUUUGUCAAACCCUUGAUGAGGGCAAUUGGGAGUAUGUACAUGCUUGUCAAAAUGUCAGCUCGGACAUCUGAGAUUCCGUGGUCAUACUGCUCGAAACUUGGAAAGACGCAUAAGUGUUUGGUCCAGUUGGGGUACAUCGGCUCCGAGGAGAGGCGCAGCGCACAGGGCAUGGCUCACAGGGCUCUCCACAAUUCGGAUGCCGAAACAGUCGAUCGCUAG
This is a messenger RNA of Zymoseptoria tritici IPO323, 993 nucleotides long. RefSeq lists its product as uncharacterized. Lineage: Eukaryota; Fungi; Ascomycota; Dothideomycetes; Mycosphaerellales; Mycosphaerellaceae. The coding region runs from base 1 to 993 and encodes 330 amino acids. The transcript is spliced from 4 exons. The record is from RefSeq and is a predicted model, not a curated record.